Molecule: messenger RNA, 1455 nt
Organism: Talaromyces atroroseus
Lineage: Eukaryota; Fungi; Ascomycota; Eurotiomycetes; Eurotiales; Trichocomaceae
Exons: 6
Coding region: 1-1455 (484 amino acids)
Source: RefSeq, a predicted model, not a curated record
AUGACGCACUUGACCGAUAGUGUUAUCGAGCUCAGGAAAACGCCGUUGCGUGGAGCUAUUGAGGGAGUUCUUGUUCUUGUCUUUCAGUUGGGUAUCUUCAUUGCAAAAUGUCGUGCUUAUCGGACGGGAUCCAGGUUUGCUCUCCGGGGCAGAGCUGGUUUCAAAGAGACCCAAAAAGUAGUGGCAGAUUUCAAUGCGCAAAAGGCUCUGCGACUGGUCGAUUCCCCGGCUGAAGACUGGAACUUGACCAAGAAACAGGCGCUGUCCGAUCCAAACUUCACCACCAAGGCUAUGGCUCAGACUGUCAAGGGCUUCCGCACGACAAACAUCCACGGAAUCCGUUCGGAGAACUACACUGGAUCAUCAGCCCAGCUCGUAACUGAGUCGGACAUGACUGACCUAGUGCUCAAGGAUGUUAUUGACGGACAUGCUGUGAACAACUACGGAGUUGCUUCUUCUGUAAACAUAGCUUUCACAGUCGCGCAACGUAUUCUUGAUAAAGGGCUUCUAAGAUCAGCUAACAUUGGCAUCAACGUUGCCGACUUCGAAUAUCGCGAACCUAUGGUCAAGCACCACAAUCCCAUUGAGACUCAGCCGAUCGUGGGAAGUGCCGAGGCCGAUUUGGGAAAGAGACAGGCCCAUAUCAAGUGGUAUAACCCGGCCAAAAACCUGUGGUACUGUCAUGCGACUGUCUUCUACGAAGAUCCCUCAUCUUGGCUGUCGACAUGGUCCCGUUUAGCAGGCCUUGUGACAAGUCGUAUAGCGGCCCUGAACGAUAUGGCCACCAGCGGCAUGGCCGACAAAUUGACGACUAAUCUUGCAUACAGCCUCUUUGGGAAAUUUGUCGACUACUCAGACAUGUAUCGAGCAAUGAAAUCUGUGAUUCUCAACAAAGAUGAAGCUGUGGCUGAAGUAGAGUUCCCUGCCGGUACCGCGGGGACAUGGACGGUGCCUCCCCAUUUCAUAGACGGAUGCGUGUCCUUGUCUGGCUUCAUCCUGAACGGAGGCACCCGUUUCGAUAACACCAAAUGCUUUUACAUAACCCCGUCCUGGAAAUCUAUGCGUUUCGCAAAGCCGCUUGCGCCUGGCAGCCAAUACCUAGCCUACGUCCGAAUGGUAUCUGCGGACAACCAUGACUUUGUAGGCGACGUGUACAUCCUUCAAGACAACGAAAUUGUCGGUGUCGUCGAGGCGAUUGUAUUCACGCAAUGGCCACGAGUCAUGUUGGAUCGCAUUUUCCGGCCCCCAGCUACCAAGGCAGCAGCAUCUGAUAUCUUUCUAGACUCCAGUGAAAUCACGCCCAAGGCGCAGUCAGCUCAGCCAUCUCUCUUUACGAGCGACUCAAAAAUCGUUACAGGCCUGCUGACUCCCCCUUCGCCGGCGCCGAGCGUCCAUCCAAAGGAAAGCAAGUAUGAGUCAACAGCCAUGUCGGUCGUCCGUGCAUUUGAGAUAUAG